AUGGCAGACGAAAUGUCACUGUCACAGCUCCCGCUGACACUCAUCGUCGCAGCCACUGCUAAGAAUGGCAUCGGCAAAAGUGGCGGCUUGCCCUGGCCAAUGCUGAAGAAAGACAUGGCCUACUUUGCUAGAGUCACGAAACGUGUUCCGAUACCACAGAACACUGGCUCAGUACGAUCUGACGCUCUCAAAGAAAGUGUGCUAGAAGGAGCAUCCCGCAACGUGGUUAUCAUGGGACGCAAAACGUGGGAGAGCAUUCCCCCCAACCGACGACCUCUUCCGGACAGGACCAACAUCGUCAUCAGCUCACAGGACAAGUCGACUUUGCAAUCAGUCCCAGAGGAUGUCGUGGUAGCAUCUGAUAUAUCGUCUGGUCUGCAGACAUUGGAAGGCAUGGUAAAGCAAGGCAAGGCUCUGCCCGCUACCAGAGCUUUUGUCAUCGGCGGCUCGAGCAUCUACACGGCAGCGCUUGAGCUUCCACAAACGAAGCGCAUCCUCAUGACCAGGAUCUCAGAGGAGUAUGACUGCGAUACCUUCUUUCCGGAUGUCUUGGACUCCUUCUCCUCUGGCUGGGAAAAAGCAUCUCAUGCCGAUCUUCGGUCUUUUGUGGGUGAGGAAGUUGAGGAGGGCCCGGUAGCUCAAGCGAUUGACGGAGAGGAUGUCAGCAUGGAAUUUGAGCUCUAUGAACGCUGA
Messenger RNA from Fulvia fulva, 693 nucleotides. RefSeq names its product Dihydrofolate reductase. Gene Ontology annotation, molecular function: NADP binding; dihydrofolate reductase activity. Gene Ontology annotation, biological process: dihydrofolate metabolic process; folic acid metabolic process; tetrahydrofolate biosynthetic process. NCBI's taxonomy places the organism in Eukaryota, Fungi, Ascomycota, Dothideomycetes, Mycosphaerellales, Mycosphaerellaceae. Bases 1 to 693 code for a protein of 230 amino acids. The record is from RefSeq and is a predicted model, not a curated record. Gene Ontology annotation, cellular component: mitochondrion. The transcript has a single exon.